Messenger RNA from Epinephelus moara (kelp grouper), 2512 nucleotides. RefSeq lists its product as uncharacterized. Gene Ontology annotation, molecular function: MHC class II protein complex binding. NCBI's taxonomy places the organism in Eukaryota, Metazoa, Chordata, Actinopteri, Perciformes, Serranidae. The transcript has 8 exons. Gene Ontology annotation, biological process: antigen processing and presentation of exogenous peptide antigen via MHC class II; positive regulation of T cell activation; peptide antigen assembly with MHC class II protein complex. The record is from RefSeq and is a predicted model, not a curated record. Gene Ontology annotation, cellular component: MHC class II protein complex. Bases 32 to 1141 code for a protein of 369 amino acids.
CUUCAGACACGUACAGUUCAGUGUUCUCAACAUGCACAGAGCUUUAAUUCCGAUUAUUCUCCUGCUCUUCUGGAUCGAAGGAAUAUCACCAAAUGAAAGUCACAAUGUUCGUCAGACUCCGGCCGAUCUGCUGUGGGACACAAAGUCAAAAGUCAAACUGACCUGCAAACACAGCGUCGACAACUACGACACUGUUUUGUGGUAUCGGCGCUCAGGAGGAGACUCUACUUUAAAGCUGGUCGCUUUCACAAGUUACACAAGCGUUCAAGUUGUUGAGGAGGGCUUUGUGGGCAGCUUUAACGUCAGUGGAGACGGUGAGAAGGAGGCUUUCCUCCAUCUGCUCAAACUGAGGCAUCCUGAAGACAGUGGGCACUAUUUCUGUGCAGCAUACAGUCGCACAGCGAUACAAAGCCCCAGACUCCCCAACAAAAACCCUCCAGCACACCUGCACUGUCUCAGAAAUAGCAGCAGUGAUGCUGUAAAGAGCUCCCGCCAGUCAGACCGAGCUGCACAGCUGCUCUCAGACUCACAGAGAUGGAGGCUGAGAUACGAGACAGCCGGGUGGGGGAAGGAGAAACAGGAGAAGUCAGGUUUUUGUGCUCGUUUUGGAGCUGGAACUAAACUGACCGUGUUGGAUUCAAAGCACACCGUCACCCCACCGACAGUCAGAGUCCUUCCACCUUCACAAAAGGAGUGUCAAAACAACAAAGACAAGAAAAACAAGAAGACAUUGGUGUGUGUGGCCUCUGGUUUCUACCCGGACCAUGUGAGUGUGUUCUGGCAGGUCGACGGGGUGAAUGUCACAGAUGGCGUGGCGACUGACGGCACUGCCCUGUGGGAAGGGGAACAUUACAGCAUCAGCAGCAGGCUGAGGGUCCCGCUCAGUGAUUGGUUCACACCAGGCAGGAGGUUCAGCUGCCGCGUCGGCUUCUUCAAUGGGAGCCAGACUGUGUCCACGUCACACUGGGUCGAAGGUGUUAAAGGACCAGGAGCUGCAGCUAUCAGAGAGAAAUAUUUGAGGGUCGUGCACGCUGCCGUGCUGUCCUACGUUGUUCUGAUCGUCAAGAGCAUCGUCUUUGGAGUCUUUGUGGUGUUUCUGGUGUGGAAGCUUCAGGGCUCAUCUGGAAAACACAAGGACUGAGAGCUGAGCAGCACACACCAGAUUCUUUGACUAUCUGUAAAUGCUUUGCUUCCAGUGCUCAUUCAUCUCGUCAGUCUGCGCAAAUUACAGGGUUCCCACGGUUAUGUAAUUCCUGGAUAAGUUAUUAAAUUAGAAAAGUGUUUUCUAGGCCUGGAAUUUUUUUGGAAAAGUUUGGAAUAAACAUUGUUUUGACUGUAGUUUAAGUAUGUACAUAAAAAAAAUCCCAAAUCCUGUUCAACAUUAAGUGAUAUAUGCUCCUUUUAUUACCAAUUAAUAAUCUAGUGCUGAUACACAGACCAGACCAGCAGUGCAUCAUCGCCAAGGUCACUCCCCCUUUUUGGGAAAGAAAUAUUAUGGAAAAGUUCUAAAAUGAAUAAAAUGUGUGGGAACCCUGUUAGCAUUGAUUUGAUCUCCAUCGCUAACUGAUAUUUUACAUCCUGUCUGUUGGUGUCGGUGUUUGUGAAGUGCUUCAUGCUAAAUAUAAAUCUCAAUAAAAGUUUGUCAGAGGAGACCGACUGUAUGGCAUCGUUAUUCCUCAUUAGAGUCCGUCUAAAGUAAGAUGUUGUUGAUGUUCUCACCUGUCAGAUCACACAGUCUUUUUCCACUGUCGGCAGUUAACGUGCUCGUUGUGUCAGUUUCCAUAAAGACAGGAAGACGCCGCCCACAUAUCUCAGUCUGCGGGUAUUUUUAGCAGCUUGCUUAUCAGUAGUUUUUCUGAGAAUUCAACCUUUUGUCUCUGAUGUGUGUUUUUCAUCUACAACACAAAGUCCUGGCUCAACAAACUGGGUCAUCUGGUCUGCAACAUGAGACCCACCAGGCCGCCGGUGUUCUAGCUAGAAUAAUGAUACUGGUAUCAUACGAAACUAGAAGAACUAGAACACUGAAGGCCUCUACAAGACGGAACAGAGCCACCUCUACAGUAUAUUCUGAGGAGGCUGAGGUCCUUUAACAUCUGCCAGACAAUGCUGAGGAUGUCUCAUGAGCCUUUGGUGUCCUGUUUGCUGUUGGGUGCUGGAGCAGCAGGUUGAAGGCAACCUAGGAAUUGCUGCCAUAUCUUAUGACACAUAAUUGAUCAUGUGAAUGUGCAUCAUAUACUUCAUAUACUUCCAUCAGAAUGUUCUGAGCCCCUGUACACUAGGCUGACCAAACGUCCUCUUUUGCCCAGACAUGUCCACUUUUCACGUCCCGUCCGGGGCGUCCGGGGGGUUUUAUAAACUGAUGAUAAUGUCCGGUUUUCCGUGUGUUUGUGUGUGUGUGUGUGUGUGUGUGUGUGUUAGAGUGCGGCACAGGCAGCAUAUUUCUGUCCGAACCCGAACCCUAAUGACCAAAGCACUGAGUUUGUGUCACACAGUGGUUACAGGCUAUUUAACA